Messenger RNA from Porites lobata, 1754 nucleotides. NCBI's taxonomy places the organism in Eukaryota, Metazoa, Cnidaria, Anthozoa, Scleractinia, Poritidae. The record is from the annotation of a GenBank genome assembly.
AUGGCGGACAAUACCAUGUUAACCGUGGAAUCUAUCAAAAAAGAAGCGCAAAGCUGCAACAUGCAGUGGAGCGAGAUAGCUAAUAGCGCAGUGACCGAGUGGUUUGCGACCCUUGCCAAAGCAAAGGGGACUUGUCCGGAAUUUAUUUUGGUGGGUGUUUUACCGACUGUAAGCGCUCUGAUGGGCAAUACGACAGUGCAAAUAUUUGACGGAUACGAAGAGCGAGUCAAUCUGUACAUGCUUGGUCUCGGUGGUCCAUCUACGUGCAAGACACAAAGUCAUCGGACGUGUAUCAUAGAACCAAUCCUAAACUACCUGGAGAGAAAAACUGGAGGAACCGAGCUACUCCUGGAAGACGCGUCUAAUGGACUGUUCCGUUUUUUCACGAGGUCCACAGAUCGUGUUGCAAUAAGCGCCAUUGACGAGUGCCAAGACUGGUUCAGAGAAGUACUUGGCAUGAAAGGCAGUUCAACAGCCCCGUCGAUGAAACGCUUACUGCAAUGCUAUGACAGCUCACAUUGGUAUGAAACCAAAGGCAAUUCUAACAAAAGAAUCGGCGUGUCUUCCGCAGCCUUAGCUCUGUCUUGUUUCACCCAACCCGAUGCUUUCCUUAAGAGCAUCAUGCCUCGAAUGGUAGCAAAUGACAACGGGUUGUUGGACAGAUUUCUGAUCUGCAUUCCACCGACGGAGCCCACUUCUCUGGAAACGCGCAGGGACAGCAGCGCGGAACUAAAGGAUACAAACUUAUCAUCAUUUGACCGCAUAUACGAACAAAUAUUCUCAACACACAGGAAGGCGGACAAAGUUAAAUAUGAACUAUCGGCAGAGGCGCUGGACAUCUACGUUAAGCACGUAGGUGAAAGCAACUGUGGAAAUGGGAAAGGAAACACGAAAGAUGAAAAGAACAUCGUCCGCAUCGCCGCAGUGAUCCACGUACUUUUCACGCUCAUUGACCAGGCCUUGUCUAAAACAACGGGAGUGGUGCCGGUGCAAAUCAACCGGCAUGUGAUUAACGCAGCUAUAUCACUUGCACUUUAUUUUGAGAAGCAACGAGCAAUCAUCCGUCAGGUAAUUUUUGUGAACUUAAAAAUUCUAUUUUAUAGACUGCUCGCAUUAUAUAUGUCCACAAAUCGCAUUUGAGAAAUGAAGCUGUUACAUGCGCACAUGGUAAAGUUACAUGUUGCAGCAUGUUGGCAUGUAUUAUGCAUGCGACGCAAGUCUAGGAAAUGUUUAAAAGUUUUCAUUGUAAUUGUUCUUUUGUUAUAUCAUAUGGACAUACAAUGUACAAUGUGAAUGUACAUUAUGAUACGGUAAAAACUACCAUUUGUUUGUGUUACUAUAUGCUUUUGUUGCCUAGAGCAAUAACAUAACUCUGUUUGGGAUAAGCCUUGAUUUUUUUUCUUUUUUAUCAAUUUCAGGCAGCUUCCCUCGGAGAGAUCCAAGGAAAAAAUAAAGUCUCCGAUGAAGAGAUUAAAGAGAUGAUUCUCCGGCAGAAUGGCUACUUUGUCACCCCCAAGAGAGCUUCCCGUAAAUUCUCCUCCCGGAUAAGGCCAGAUAGUACAAGGGUACAAGAGCAAAUGAAGUCGUUGGAGGAAAUGGGCCUUGGAAAGAUGGUAAAAGUCGACAGGACCACGUUCUUUUACAAGGGUCUCCCAACUGCUGUGCAAGUGGACAAACUUGCUGCCUUUAGGAUCAGCAUUGACCAAUAUACGGAAUCUAUCAAACUCGUCGAUGAUAGUUAUACAGAGAUGUAA